Molecule: messenger RNA, 1704 nt
Organism: Marasmius oreades (fairy-ring Marasmius)
Lineage: Eukaryota; Fungi; Basidiomycota; Agaricomycetes; Agaricales; Marasmiaceae
Exons: 2
Coding region: 1-1704 (567 amino acids)
Molecular function (GO): protein binding
Source: RefSeq, a predicted model, not a curated record
AUGAUGCAUCGCGUUUUAUGCUUGCCCGAAAUCCUCGUCAUUACUCUGAGCUUCACAGAUCGAAAAGAUCAGAAACGAUGCGCCCUCGUCUGCCAAGAGUGGUGUGAAGUCGCUCUGGACGUUUUGUGGCACGAAUUGUCAGAUUUUCCUGCGUUUGCCAACCUUCUAUCUCCAGUUAAGAAGAAAAGGAAGUCCUCGGGGAUUUUUGAAUAUGGCUUUGAUCCUCAGCCCGGUGUGAAAGCCUGGGGUCGCUUUCAGUCGAAAUAUUGUCGCAGAGUCCGAAAGAUUAUAUUCAAUGGCAACAUUGACACUGGCAUAAUCCCUCUCUUAAAUGUCAUAUCAAGAAUUCGUUCAAUCUCUACACCGAUGUUUCCCAACCUGAAGUCUAUCGAUUGGAGAGAUGCUUACAGCCGCUUUUGCGAACUCAACCUUUUUAUGCAUGAGGGUGUCACUGAAUGUGAGGUUGUCGUCGAGGGCCACAGUCUACACCUUCACGAAGUGCAGUUGCUUGCAGAAGCUCUUCAAGCUCAGAUGCCGCGGCUGACUCUCCUCGCCAUCAACACGACACCCCGCCAGGAGUAUACAGAGCCACUAUUAGAGCUUAUACGGUCGCUUCCCGACUUAGAAACGCUUUCGCUCCCCGCCUUUUCCAACGUCUCUGAUGUCGUGCAAGCGCUUGCCAGCACGUCAAAAAGCUUGAAGACCCUCCGAUUUCUACAAGGACCUCCUGAUGAUGAUGAUGAUGAUGACGUGCCUGCAAUGGCUGUGGACGAGAUGGGGCUGUGCACUUGCGUUGAUUUACCGAUGCUAGCAGAACUGGAGUUAUUUGUGACUUCGUACGCGGUUGCGACUACUUUUCUCGACAAACAUUGGCUGGGUGCCUUGCACAUUAUUCAGCUCAAUAUCACUUCCAUCGAGGACCGCAAAUCGACACGAGAGCUCUUUCAUGCUCUAUCGGUGAACUGUCCUAUGUUGGACAACCUGGCAGUUGGCUUUGCGAUACCGGAAAUGCAAAUAGUCGAUGACGCGCCCAGACGUGAUUUCAUAACUUUUAAAGACUUCGAGAACAUCUUACAUUGCAAGACCAUGACCAGCUUCGAGUUUAGGACCCCUUUUGCUCUGGACCUAUGCGACGAAGACAUCCAAACAGUGGCCAUAGCAUGGCCCAACUUGAAGCGGAUAACCCUUUCGCAUGACCCUACUUCUGCUAUAGAUGCACCUAAACCUUCACUUUGGUCUAUCGGCCACUUCUUUGCCCAUUGUCCACAGAUCGAAAGAAUCCAUCUGUUGAUGGACACAACGAUCCGCUCUGAACCGACAGAUACUGUAAUGAUUCAGUGCAGCAACACUUUUGAGCUAUUGGAUGUGGGCAAGUCGCCUUUAUCAGACGCUGACACGUCAAGUGCAGCAAUGAUCCUCAGCCGUCUUCUUUUGCCAAGCUGCUCUAUCGUACACAAGUGCAACCGUGACAACCAUUCCGAUGAUGACGACCAUUCUGGAAAUGAUGCGGGCAGGUGGGAUGGGAUGGCCAAAUGGACAUCCAUAUUGUCCGAAAUGGCUCUAGCCAUACACGAAAAGGACCAGAUGAUACUGGAUAUGGAAGACCGACUCCAUAGUGCAAAUGCUCGUAGUUUGAGCUUGCUGCGAGUUCUUGAGCUUGAGCCUGAAGGUCGGAAGGAUGAUGGACUCGGACACCUAGUUUAA